GUGACGUACGUCGGUAUCGAUUGCCGUUUGUGGAUGCAGUGGCUCUCGACCUCUAUAAAAGUCGGAGCUAAACUAUUAUAAUUAUCAUUACGCCAAGAGUUGUGGUUGCUGAGCUGUUGGACUUGUGUAGGCUAAAUAAAACCUGUACUGGUUAACUCUAGCUCGUUUAAACUCUGACACUCAAACUCAAUGGUUACUGUGAACAUGGACCUAAUUCUUAGUCCAUGCUGUGAUCAAUGAGCCUGAUGAAAAUCUAUUGACACAAUGGAUUCCAUCGCUAAACCAGUUCUGUACGUUCACUCUUCAGUCCGAUGUGAUAUCUGCGGGAGACACCCUGCUCGACACUAUUGUCGUCAUGACGCUUGCAAAGAACACAUUUACAUCUGCGACAAUUGCAUCUCUGCUCAUAACACGUACAAUGCACAACACGGUGACUUUCUGCAGUGUGUCGUAGUAAGUGAGGUGAAGAGUAAAUGUUGCGAGCCUGGACAUUCAGAGCGCCUUGCCGAUCACAUAUGUGUCCCUUGCCAGAAGCCUCUUUGUGAUGAUUGUCGUGAUGACCAUCAUGAUCGAGGGCAUGAUUUUAAUGAGAUCCAGAGCGCUGUUGCCGCGACAAAGAUCAAGAUCAGUAAAAGCUUGGAUCAACUGAAAGAGCAAGUGAAACACAAGCAGGAAAUGUGCGCUAAUGCUUUAGACCUUGUGGCAAGAGAUACUGACAAGUUAGAUGUGUUAAGUAAGGAAGUGAAAACAAACAUCAAUGAUGUUUGGCGGCUUAUUAAGGAUCAUGAAAGCAAAGUACUACAUGAACUUGAAGAUGAAAGGCAUCAGCUGCUCAAGGAUCUAUGGUCUUCUAUCACACCCAUUCAGGACCAAACAGCUGCAUCAUCCGAAGUAAUCUUUGACGCACAAGAAUUGAUUAUUUGCAGAUUAUUUUCUGACUCAAGUGUAUUUUUCUCUCACAGAAAUCCACAAACUCUUUUGCAGACUGUAAACUCCGAGUUGACUAAUGCGACUUUGUGGAUUCAUGCAAACAAGUUGUCUUUAAAUCUAAAAAAAACUAAUUAUAUGCUCUUUAGUAAUUGGAAGUACCAUAUUAGUAAGCUUUGUAAAUUAUUGUCACGAAAUACUGGUGUAAUUUAUAAAUUGAAAUCUGUGUCCCCGCUGAAUAUUUUACGUAUGUUGUACGCAACUUUAAUUUUGCCAUAUUUGCACUAUGGUGUGCUAGCUUGGGGCAACUCAUUCAAAUCUCAAAUGGAUAAAUUACUACUGGUACAGAAAAGAGUGAUACGAAUUGUUUGUAAUACUCACUAUCUUGCGCAUACAGAUGUUCUUUUUUGUAAUAGUGGUGUUUUGAAAGCUGAAGAUAUUUAUCAUUUACAACUAGGAGCUCUAAUGUAUGAAUUGAAUGCAGGUCUACUGCCAGUGGCCUUGGCUGGAAUAUUUAAGAAAAAUAACCAAGUUCAUAAUUAUUCCACACGACAGGCGCAAGCAUAUCACUUACCUCUUGUUAGAACGCAAUUUGCCCUUACUACUUUGGGGUCCACUGGGCCUAGGUUUUGGAAUUCCCUUGAACCAAGAAUAGCGCAAUCGGUCAGUAUUUAUGUAUUUAAGCGCAAACUGAAGUUACUGUAUUUGAGUCGAUAUCAUCUAGAUUUAUAGUUGUGAUCAAUAUUUAAGAAAAUUAUUUGCUAUAUAGGUCAGCUAAUUCUACUCCCGUUUCUAACAUCCAUUCAUCUGUCUGUCUUGUUUAGUUUUUGUCUGUAUUUCAUUCCUGUUGCUCGUAGUAUAUUCCUGUUCCAGUUGUUUAUAGCCAUUAUUUAGUACUCAGUAGAUUUAAUUGUACUUAUUUAUGUUUAAUAUUUUAUCAGUUGUUUAGUUAGUUUAGUUUUGUAAUCAUUUAAAUGUAUACAUUAUUCUUAUCUGACGAGUUUGUUCUUUUAGGACAUACUCAUGAACUACUCAUGAGGGACCUUAAAUCCACAAGCCUUGCUUUCAACCAAGGUCACCUCAUCUUUCUAUUGUAACGCCAUAUUCUG
Molecule: messenger RNA, 2036 nt
Organism: Strongylocentrotus purpuratus (purple sea urchin)
Lineage: Eukaryota; Metazoa; Echinodermata; Echinoidea; Camarodonta; Strongylocentrotidae
Exons: 2
Coding region: 265-1659 (464 amino acids)
Biological process (GO): positive regulation of DNA-templated transcription
Cellular component (GO): chromatin; nucleoplasm
Molecular function (GO): ubiquitin-protein transferase activity; zinc ion binding
Source: RefSeq, a predicted model, not a curated record